Pichia kudriavzevii is the source of this 1101-nucleotide messenger RNA. RefSeq lists its product as uncharacterized. The transcript has a single exon. NCBI's taxonomy places the organism in Eukaryota, Fungi, Ascomycota, Pichiomycetes, Pichiales, Pichiaceae. The record is from RefSeq and is a predicted model, not a curated record. Gene Ontology annotation, cellular component: small-subunit processome; nucleolus. The coding region runs from base 1 to 1101 and encodes 366 amino acids. Gene Ontology annotation, biological process: maturation of SSU-rRNA from tricistronic rRNA transcript (SSU-rRNA, 5.8S rRNA, LSU-rRNA).
AUGUCCUUAACUAAUCAAGAAUCUUUAGACGAUUUAUUGUUAUCAAUAUCGGAAUCAGUUGAUUCCACAGCAUCUGUGCUUGGUAAAAUUGAGAAUGAUUUCGACUUGAAUAAUACAGAGAUACAAAAUGAACUUGUUAACUCAUUGGUCAAGACAUUGGACUUAUCUUCCAACCCUUUAGAUUCUUUAUCCUUGUUAUCCUUGAAGAAUUCUGCAUUACUGGGCUAUGUGACUGAUUUAGCAUUGCUAAUGGCAUUAAGGUUAAAAAGUUUAAAAGAGCAGGAUAAAAAUUCAUUAAAUCAAGAGAGGGAUAAUUUAUUGAAAUCAACAGUAACAAAUCGUGUUGUAUUAGAGAAGGGGGUGAAGUCAUUAGAAAAUAAGAUGAGCUAUCAACUAGAGAAAAUGGUAAAUGCAUACCAUAGAAGGGAAAAAGAACAAGAUGAUGUUGAGAAAAAGAUAAACGAGAAUAACGCUUCUGAUGUUGGCGAUGUUGGAAGUAGCUCUGAAGGUAGUGACGGUGGUGAAGAAGAAGAAGAAGAAGAAGAAGAAGAAGAAGAAGAAGAAGGACUGAACUUUAAACCAAAUCCAUCUGCUUUACUAAACCGUAAAAACCAAAAUGUAAACUCAGGCAAAACAAUGGCAGGGGGAGAUGACAACGAAGGGGAGGCUAAAUCUAAUGAAAAAUAUAGGCCUCCAAAGAUUUCUGCUACUGCCAUCAAUGAUCCAGAUAAGCAAGUCAAGGGGAGAAAACAAAGAAACCUACAAAGUAUGGAUGAAUAUCUACAAGAUAUCAGUGAAGCUCCAUCCAUGGAAAAAUCUAUCGGUUCAACCAUUAUCAACAAUGGUAGAGAUAUGAAGUCUAGAAAACAAAUGGAAAAAGAAGCUGAAAUCCAACGCUAUGAGGAAGAAAACUUUACCAGACUACCAGCUACAAAGACAAAGGAAGACAAAAGAGCUCGUGCCAAGAGAAUGCGGAAUGAAUUCAUGGGUGAAGAUUGGAGUAUGUUUGAUAACAACAUGAACCCCGAUGAAGCCUCCGGCGCAAAGAAACGGAAGAGAUUAAGUGCAUGGGAAAGAGCAAAACGGAAAAUCGAUCAUUAA